AUGGAGCGAGGAGGUUGCUGCAAGAUUCAACUGAUUGAUCAAGACAGGGAGUUCAAUGAGAGAGGACUCGCAAACUUCAUGAGGACCACCUAUUUCUUGAACUCUGGCUUCUCUUAUUCUAUUGUUGCAAUUUUGGGACCUCAAGGUAGCGGCAAGAGCACCCUAAUGAAUCAUCUCUUUGGUACCAAUUUCGUGGAGAUGGAUGCAUACCAAGGAAGGUCUCAAACAACCAAGGGAAUUUGGAUUGCUAAGUCUCGUAGUGAUAUUGGGACUUUCACAAUUGCCAUGGAUUUGGAGGGAAGCGACAGCAGGGAAAGGGGCGAGGAUGACACUGCAUUUGAGAAACAAAGUGCCCUCUUUGCCUUGGCUACUGCUGAUAUCGUUCUAAUAAACAUGUGGUUCCAUGACAUUGGUCGGGAGAAGGCUGCCAACUAUCCACUUCUAAAGACAGUUUUCCAGGUCAUGAUGCGUCUAUUCAGCCCCCGCAAACAAACGUUGUUUUUCGUUAUACGCGAUCCAAGUGCAAAGACUCCAUCCAGCCGCGUGGUGGAGGAUCUAAGGAAAGAUAUUCUGAAGAUAUGGGAUGGAAUUGCCAAACCUGAGCCUCAUGAAAGUGCUCCUAUUGGUAAAUUUUUUGAGUUGGAAUUUUUUUGUUUGCCUAGCUAUGAAGAAAAGGAGGAGCAGUUUAAAGAGAAGGUUGCCGUAUUAAAACAGCGGAUUUCAGGCCUUGUUGGUGAUAAGCGGGAAGUUAAUAUCCCUGCUUCAGAUUUUUCUCUCAGUGUGCAGAAGGAUAUCCAUGCUUCAGAUUUUUCUCUCAGUGUGCAGAAGAAAUGGAAAGAUAUAAAAGAGAACAAGGAUCUAGAUCUUCCUGCUCACACGGUUAUGGUCGCCAAUUUUCGGUGCGAACAGAUUGCUAAUGAGAAGCUCAAACGCCUGGCCUCUGAUAAGUUUUGGUUGGCUUUGAAAGAAGAUGUUCAACGUGGUCCGGUACCAGGGUUAGGAGAAAAACUCAAUGAUAUUGUGAGAACCUAUAUUUCAGAAUAUGAGAAGGAGACUGUCCACUAUGAUGGACGUGUAAGAGCUGCAAAACGGCAGCAGUUGAAAUCUAAAGCAUUCAAUGUGGUUCAUGUUGCCUAUGCUACAAACUUGGGACAUUUACGUACCAAGAUACUGGAUAGGUUCAAGACUACGCUGAUAGACUCGCUGAACAAAGGAAAAGGAUUUGCUGAAUCUGUUAGUACUUGUGAGGAGGAUUGCAUGCGCGAGUUUGACAGGGAAUAUAAAGAUGCUGCCAUAAGAGAGGCUAACUGGGAUACUUCAAAAAUCGAGGAAAAACUUCGUAGUGAUGUCAAGGCACAUACUUUAUCAGUACUAACUACCAAGUUGUCGGAACUGGAAGCCAAUUUUAAGUCGACUAACGUGAACCACUCGAACGAAGCGACGGUGGCGGUGGCAACGAUAGGGCUGGUGACCGCAGCGGUGUCAACAACGGUAGCCGUGACUAUGCCACAUGUGGCUGUAGGAGUGGGGUUAGCAAUGGGGGCUGUGAAGGUGGCUUCUGAUCAAGGAGAUUACAGGCCUCAAAUCCCCCCUGGCUUGGAGUGGCUGGAAGAGCACCCUGUUGAAUCAUCUCUUUGGUACCAAAUUUGUGGAGAUGGAUGCAGGCAAAGGAAGGGCAUUUGGAUUGCGGAGUGUAGUGGUAUGGAGACUUUUACUAUUGCCAUGGAUUUGGAGGGAACUGACAGCCGGGAAAGAGGCGAGGAUGACGCUGCAUUCGAGAAACAAAGUGCCCUCCUUGCUUUGGCAACUGCUAACAUUGUAUGGGCUGAAGUUGCUAAACCUGAGACUCAUACAAGUACUCCUCAAAGUGAAUUUUUUAAUGUGGAGUUUGCUGCUUUGUCUAGCUAUGAAGAAAAGGAGGAGCAGUUUAAAGAGCAGGUCGAUCAACUAAGACUGCAAAUUUCCAAUGCCAUUUCUCCAGGAAUCCUUCCUGGUGAUGGAGAGGGGGUUGUCCCUGCUUCAGGAUUUUGUUAUAGCAUGCAGAAGAUAUGGAAAACUAUAAAAGAGAACAAGAAUCUGGAUCUUCCUGCUCACAAGGUGAUGGUUGCCACUUUUCGUUGUGAAGAGAUUGCCAAGGAGAAGCUCAAACUCUUUACAUCUGAUGAGGAUUGGGUGUCAAUGGAAAAGGAAGUUCAAGAUGGUCCAGUAUCAGGGUUUGGGGAAAAAGUUAGCUCUAUUUUGGGAUUCUAUCUUUUAAAAUAUGAUGAGGAGUCCAUCUUUUUUGAUACUGGUGUUAGAAAGGAAAAACGGCAACUGUUUGAAUUAAGUGCAUUUGAUGGAAGUAAAGUUUCUUUUCUGGUGGUAUACCGAGCUUAUGGUACGAUGCUGGGACAUUUAAGUUCUCGGGCACUUGAAAGUUUUAAGAGUAGAUGGAAACAGUCACUGAGCAAUGGUAAAGGAUGGGCUGCAUCUGUUCAUACUUGUACAGAGUCUUGCAUGCUUGAGUUUGAUAAAGGAUGUGAAGAUGCUGCCAUAAGGCAGGCUAGUUGGGAUUCUUCAGACGUCCGGGAAAAGCUUUGUCAUGAAAUCGAGACAUAUGUGUCAUCAGUUAAGAGUAGCAGCUUGUCAGAAAUGUUAGCCAAAUAUGAGGCUGAAAUAAGAAUGCAUGUUAGGCAUAGAACUGGAAUUGCUAUUUCAAAAUUUUCAGAUGCUGUUGGUAGUUUUGAUUUGGAUGGAUCUACAAUUGACAGAAAGAAGCGGUGUUUAAGUGAGUUUGCAAGAAAUUUAGUGGAGAGAAAGGCAAGAGAAGAAGUAGGGAAAGUCCUGUUCCGCAUGAAGGAUAGGUAG
Messenger RNA from Dovyalis caffra, 2847 nucleotides. The record is from the annotation of a GenBank genome assembly. NCBI's taxonomy places the organism in Eukaryota, Viridiplantae, Streptophyta, Magnoliopsida, Malpighiales, Salicaceae.